This is a messenger RNA of Ceraceosorus bombacis, 2179 nucleotides long. The record is from the annotation of a GenBank genome assembly. NCBI's taxonomy places the organism in Eukaryota, Fungi, Basidiomycota, Exobasidiomycetes, Ceraceosorales, Ceraceosoraceae.
AUGUCGGUGCCGCAUCUCUCUCACAGGCACGUGGGGGACGAGUCGAGGCUGGAAGGGAGCGCUUCCGAUGUCAAGAAAGAUGGGCUGGGUCACCAGACGAGCUCUGCUGUGGAUGAGCAAGACCAAGGAUCUGGUUCGAGUCCCAAGAGCGACGAGCUCACAGCUCGGGGCGACACGACUUCAGCGUCCGAGCUCGCAGCGCAGCUGGGCGUGGAUGAGAGGAAGCUGAUGAGAAAGGUGGAUCUUCACCUCAUCCCAUUCUUGAGCUUGCUAUAUCUCUUUAGCUUUUUGGACAGGAGCGCCAUCGGCAAUGCCAAAUUGUAUGGAUUGGAAGAUGAUUUGCAGAUGCAAGAUACGGAUUUCUCCAUCGCUGCUGCCAUCUUCUUCAUCCCUUAUGCUCUGUUCGAGGUGAGUCACGAGUGGGUUUGCACAUGCUUCCUCAUCGCACUCAAACUUCAUGCUCAUUGCCGUACCUGAUCGACGGCAGGUGCCAAGCAAUAUUCUGCUCAAAGCUUUCAGACCCUCCAUCUGGUUUCCCAUCAUCACGAUGCUCGUAGGAUGCGCCAUGCUCUCUCAGGGCGUAGUGUCUAGCUAUGGAGGCUUGCUCGCCGCCAGAUUCUGCUUGGGUGUGGUGGAGGCGGGUCUGUUCCCCGGUGUCAAUCUGCUCCUUUCUGGCUGGUACAAGAGGUCGGAGUUCGGAUUGCGGUGAGUGCAUGCUCAGCAGUCCUAAGCCAGGCUUGGCGUGAUGCGGAGCACUGAUACUGUCUGACUUCUUUACUCUGCAGAGCUGCGCUCUUCUUCUCCGCUGCUACCAUUUCCGGAGCGUUCGGUGGGCUGCUGAGUGCUGCUAUACACAACAUGGACGGCAUCGGAGGCUACGCGGGAUGGCGCUGGAUCUUCAUUGUGAGUGCACUGCCAUCAUCUCUGCACAGGGUCGGUCCGCGCGACCUAGCUCGCCAUGCAUGUGAUUGCGCCCUGCUUACUUCCUGUUGUGCUCUUCUCAGAUCAUUGGUCUGGCGACUUUUGUCAUCGGAGUUCUUUCCUUCUGGUUGGUACACGACUUUCCAGAGACUGCUCGCUUCAUCACGGAAGGCGAGCGUCGAGUCAUCAUCAAGAGGUUGCAGUGCGAUCAGCAGCUCAGCGCUUCUGGGGAGCGCUUCACAUGGGCUUCGGUCGGUAAAGGCUUUGUGGAUAUAAAGACAUGGGUCGGAGCUCUGGCCUACAUGGGCUGGUAAGUUGCGACUUGCGCGGUAUUGGGAUCGAGAUGAAGCGCUCAUGAACUCUUCUUCCUCCUGCCAUUCGCCCACUCUUCGCAACGCUCAGCGACGGGCCAUUAUACGCUUUUUCCACCUUUACGCCCACCAUCAUUCGAGAAUUGGGAUACCAGGCGACCAGGGCGAACCUGCUCAGCGUCCCCAUCUACGUCAUCGGCUGUCUAGUGACCAUCCUAGUAGGAUUUGUGGCCGACCGAAGAGGCAACAGAGCCAUGCUCAAUGUAUUGAUCCUUGGCAUUGGGAUCGCCGCCUACAUCGUCUUGGCAGCUUCUAGGCUCACGGGCCUCAGCUACGCGUUUAUCUACCUCGCUGCUAUCGGUAUCUAUCCGGCCAUUCCCAACACCAUCUCUCUUACCAUCAGCUCGGUUGAGGGAAGUUUCAAGAGGAGUGUAGUCAGCGCUGUCGUGUGAGUGAUGCGUGAUCACGAGUUGCGCAAGGCAGAGCAGUAGACGUCAUCCAGCACUGUUGGGGCUCAUGCAUCUACUCUGCGCCUCCUUGCCUGCCCUCUCUGCACCCCUCGCAGUAUAAGUUGGGGUAAUUUGAAUGGCGCAGCAACUACGAACGUCUACAGAGCACAGGACCAACCUUGGUAUCCGCUCGGACACGGUCUCAUUGUAAUGUACAUCGUGAUCGGUAUGCUCUCCAAUCUGACCUACGUCUACCUGGUCAAGAGGGAGAAUGCAGCGAGGGAGCGAGGAGCAAACGACGAGAACAUUCUCGAUGAUCCUUCUCCUCAAGGUGUCGAAAGAGCUCAGCAGAUCAGGACGGAGGAGAUUGCCAAAGCUACGGGUUGGAGAAAAAUCAAGAUGAUGUUUCAUGAAGCUCCUGGUGGGACUUAUGCGACUAGAGAAGAGGCGGCUAGACUCAAGGGCGAUGCUUGGAGUGGAUUCAGGUACAGCUACUGA